AUUGUGAUGCCAAGUAAUACACACUUGAACAAUAAUUACAUCCAACUUUAAAAAAAUGAAAAUCCCAUUUAAAAUAGGCUUGAAAAUUUAUUUCAUUCUACAAAACCAUAUAUAUUCAUAACCUACAAAAUUAAUGAUGCCAACCAUACCUACCAAAAAUAUUCCAAUGUAAUUUCCACUAUAUUGAACCCAAAAGGAAAAACAUUUAAAACACAACUAAAAAAAAUAAAAAAAAUCUCCAAAAACCCUAUAUAAAGGCACCCCUCCUACAACUUUAUUUCCUCACCAUUUCAUUCUUUUCCCAUUUAGAAAAAUCCCAAAUAGAAAAGAAUGAAAUAAAAGUUUACUAUUCUAUAUUCUCUUGUUCUUAUCAUCAAAAACUUUUCUUUCUUACUUUCUAGGGCAAACAAAAAGAAGAUAAGAAAAGGAGAAAGAAAACACAACAUGGGGCGGCGUAAGAUAGAGAUGGAAAAGGUUGAAGACCGCAGCGCUCGUCAAGUAACCUUCUCUAAGCGUCGUUGUGGCCUUUUCAAGAAAGCCAACGAGCUGGCCACCCUCUGCGACGUCGAUAUCGCCGUUAUCGUCUUCUCUCCGGGAGGAAAAGCUUUCUCCUUCGGCCAACCAAACGUUUACUCCAUCACCAACCGGUUCUUGCUCGAGCAGCAGCAAGGAUUUUCGAAGAAGAUCACUACUCGCCGCCGUUCCACCCGCCGUCGCAGCCAGUCCAAGGCGUUCGACAAGCUCAAUGAGCAAGUGAACGAACAUUCCAUGGAGUUGCACUACGAGAAAGAGCAAAAGAGUUCGAUUGAAGUGAGUAGUGAUGAAAAGGGUUUGCUUAAGAAGAAGAAGCAGGGAAAGUCUUCAUCAUCAUCAUCUGAUGAUGAUGAUCUUAGUGAGAGUGAGAUGAUGAAGCUCAAAGAAGAGUUGGAAUCUCUUAAGGAGAAAGUGAAAGAGAGAAUCAAUGUGAUGGAGGCUUCUUCAACCUUGAUGAUGUUAUCUAAUGAUGCUUUUUAAUUUUAAUUAUGUUGCUAAAUUGAUGAAGUAUUUCAUCAUUUAUGUUUAUGUUAAUGUUAUUAUCAUAUAUGAGUUUGUGUAAGUGGACUCAUUUUUAUGAAAUUUUGAUUGGGAUUAUCGUCUUUGAAUUUGACUUGAAUUAGAACUUUUUAGUGUGUUUUGUUUU
This is a messenger RNA of Humulus lupulus (European hop), 1180 nucleotides long. Its product is annotated as agamous-like MADS-box protein AGL29. The transcript has a single exon. Gene Ontology annotation, biological process: regulation of transcription by RNA polymerase II. NCBI's taxonomy places the organism in Eukaryota, Viridiplantae, Streptophyta, Magnoliopsida, Rosales, Cannabaceae. Gene Ontology annotation, molecular function: RNA polymerase II cis-regulatory region sequence-specific DNA binding; DNA-binding transcription factor activity, RNA polymerase II-specific; protein dimerization activity. The coding region runs from base 445 to 1014 and encodes 189 amino acids. The record is from RefSeq and is a predicted model, not a curated record.